CUACUUGACUGACUGGGUCUUGUACAUGGCGUUGACCAUAAGUCCAUCCUCAGAUUACCAUAAAACCCUUCUGCUUAAGGCCACAAACUGGUUCGCAUUUAUUUUUUACUCAUGAAUAUUUUUGUAAAUUAAUGAAGAGAGAUAUCUUCUUCUUCUUCCCUAAAACUUCUCUAUUUCAUGGGUUUUGGCCUUGUGUCAUUAUAGGUCCUCCGUUUUCAUUUGACCGUUGAUUUGCAGUUUCUUUGGAGAAAUACCAUAGAUACCCCGGAAUUCUUUUGAUCGUCGCUUGAAAUUCUAUUAUUUUCUGGGGAAGUAAAAUGGUAGAUGCAGUGGUGACUGUAUUCUUGGAAAAGCUGCUUAACACACUUUCAGAGCAGAGUCGUUUCGUGAACGAAUUUAGAGACCAGUUUAAGAGGUUAGAGAAGGAGCUCCAGUUGAUGCAAUGCUUCCUUAAGGAUGCUGACAGGCACAAGAGGAAGAGUAAGAAUGAAACUCUACGCCAGAUCAUGGCUAAUUUGCGAGAGCUGAUUUAUGAAGCUGAAGAUAUUCUGGCAGACUGUCAACUCCAAUCACAAGAUGAUGACCAACUCUCCAAUAGUUGGUUGAAUUGUAUCUAUCCUCCUAAUCUUCAGUUCCAAUAUGGAACUGGAAAGCGACUCAGAGAGAUAAAUGAAAAGAUCACCCAUAUUAAAGACGACAUCUCAUCUUUACUAAAUAUCCCACUUUUCAACCGGAUGGAGACAAACGACAUUUGCAAUGGCCGAAGUGAUAGAUGGAGCGGCCCUGUAUAUGACCAUACCCAAGUAGUUGGAUUGGAAGGCGACACAAGGAAGAUUAAAGAUUGGCUUAUUGAAGCAGAGGAGGGCAUACUAGCGAUCGGAGUUGUUGGUAUGGGUGGUUUGGGAAAGACCACGAUUGCUCAAAUGGUCUUCAAUGACAGAGAAAUGGAGAAUCGGUUUGAGAGAAGAAUGUGGGUAUCUGUUUCUCAAACAUUUACCCAAGAACAAAUUAUGAGAAGCAUGUUAAGGACCUUGGGAGAUGCAAGUGUUGGAGAUGAUGGAGGGGAACUGUUAAGGAAAAUUUCUUUAUAUCUCUCAGGCAAGAGGUAUUUGCUAGUGAUGGAUGAUGUCUGGAGUGAGAAUACUGAUUGGUGGCAGAGAAUCCACGAGGGAUUGCCAAAGGGAAAAGGAAGUAGUAUUAUCAUCACUACCAGAAAUGAAAAAGUUGCACAAAGAAUGGGAGUGAAAGAAGAAAAAGUCCAUCGGCCCAGAUUCCUCAGUAGCGAUGAUAGCUGGUUGCUGUUUCGUAAGAUAGCAUUUGCAGCAACUGGAGGGGAGUGUAUGUACCCUUUGCUACAGGAUGUUGGAAGGGAGAUUGUAGAGAAGUGCCAGGGUCUUCCAUUAGCAAUAAAGGCAGUUGGAGGGAUGAUGCUGUAUAAAGCACCAACUUAUCCUGAAUGGAGGCGAACUGCAAACAAUUUUCUAGAUGAAUUGUCAGAAAACGAUGGCUCUGUCAUGGCUUCACUGCAACUUAGUUACGAUGAGCUCCCCUCAUACCUUAAGUCAUGCUUCCUCAGUUUCUCUCUUUAUCCAGAGGACUGUGUCAUUACAAAAGAGCAAUUAGUCCACUGGUGGAUUGGGGAGGGAUUUGUCCCAGUAAGAAAUGGUAGGUCAUCAAUUGAAGCUGGAGAAGAUUGUUUCUCAGGGUUAACAAAUCGAUGUUUGGUAGAAGUGGUUGAUAAGACUUACAAUAAAACAAUUAGUACAUGUAAAAUUCAUGAUAUGGUUCGUGAUUUGGUGAUCAAAGCAGCAGAAGAGGAUGCAUUUUUCAGAUCAAAUGGUAUGAGUUGUCGUCAUUUGGGGAUUAAAAGCGAGAUGCAAAAGAAGCAGCUUAUAGGUAAUUCAAAGUUGCGAGCACUGUUGUCCACAACAAAGAGUGCUGAAGUGAACAACAUUGCAUCAAGCAUUGCAACAAAAUUCAGCGAAUGUUGCUAUUUGCGGGUUUUAGAUCUUUCCAGAUCAAUCUUCGAAAUGCCUCUCAAAGGUCUGUUGAAUCAGAUUGGUUCACUUCAACACUUGACUUGUCUUAGCUUAAGCAACACCCAUCCUUUGAUUCAACUCCCACCAUCGCUAGAGAAGCUUAACAACCUUCAGAUUUUGGAUGUGAGUUACUGUCAAAACCUUAAAAUGCUACCCCCUUAUAUUGUGUCAUUUAAGAAGCUCAGAGUCUUAGAUGUAAGCCAUUGUGGUUCCCUUGAAUACGUACCAAAAGGCUUAGCAAAGCUUUCAAACCUUGAAGUUUUGUUGGGUUUUAGACCUGCUAGAUCAAACCAAUUUGAAGGUUGUCGGAUUUCUGAGUUGAGGAAUUUGACUCGACUUAGAACACUUGGGUUGCAAUUUACUUGUGGGGAUGAGAUUGGAGGUGAUGAGGUCAAUGCAUUGAUAAACCUUAAUGAACUGCAAUUUUUGUCUAUCAGUUGCUUUGAUAGCCAUGGUAGUGACCUCAUUGCCAAAGUUGACAAACUCUAUCCUCCACAGCAGCUUGAUGAGCUGAGUCUUAGCUUUUAUCCUGGUAAGACAAGUCCGAUCUGGCUCAAUCCUGCCUCCCUCCCUAUGUUAAGAUACCUUUCAGUUUCUUCAGGAAAUAUUGAAAGCAUGCAUGAGAGCUUUUGGGGGGAGAAUAAUACCAUCUGGAAAAUCGAGGCCCUAAUGUUUGAGUCUCUCUCAGAUUUGGGACUAUACUGGGUGGAGUUACAGGAAGUUAUGCCAUCCUUACGAAUUGUGAAUGCUACUUGGUGUCCGGAGUUACAUUCUUUCCCAAUUGAAGAUGUUGGAUUCAGAGGUGGCGUUUGGAUAAAGGAAGAGCAGAACAUGCAUAUGUAGAAUCAAGACCGUGCAAUGAUUGUAUCUUAUCUCUUAUUUUUUAUUUUCUGUGAAACUUGAUGAUUGUUUUUAAUUACAAUUAACAUGAAUGUGAGAUUUGAUUUUCUCUUUCUAGUACUAUUUAGUCAUGAUUGGCAACUGCAGAAAUUCAUAUGGAAGUUUUGAAUGUAUAGAAACUUAAGAACCCCGAACCAAGUUCUCCUUCCAUAUAUCUGUGUGGUUGAAUGUGUCUCUCUUUUGUGUUGAUUCAAUAGUUCAACAUUAUGUCUGUUUACAGUUGUUUAA
Messenger RNA from Pistacia vera, 3167 nucleotides. Its product is annotated as disease resistance RPP13-like protein 4. Lineage: Eukaryota; Viridiplantae; Streptophyta; Magnoliopsida; Sapindales; Anacardiaceae. Gene Ontology annotation, biological process: defense response to other organism. Bases 318 to 2882 code for a protein of 854 amino acids. Gene Ontology annotation, molecular function: ADP binding. The transcript has 2 exons. The record is from RefSeq and is a predicted model, not a curated record.